UGCAAUCCACAAACAAAAUUUAGAUACAUUUGAAAAGCUGUUUGUAAAUCAUUUAUCACGAAAAAUUUUAUUUAUUAAAAUUUAUUUACGUCACAAACGUAAGUCCCUCUAUUUGCAACAUAAAUAAACUUUUCUAUUUGGGAGUUUUAAAUCCCUAAAAUUAAAUCCCUUUUCUUCUAUCUCAAUUUCAUUCUCCCUCCCGGUAUCUCUCUCUCUCUCUGCAACCUCUCACAUCUAUUCGAAAGUAUCCACUGGCUAUUGUUGAUGACGUUGAACUAGUCACCACCGCAGAUCUGCCUCUACUCGUGAAUCGCGUCACAGUAGUGCAGGAAAAUGAGGACAAGUUGCAGCGACUGCUAUUGAGAGAUUUCUCAGUGUCGCUGUAUCGCCCACCAAACGUUUGAUAUUUUACCCAUCUGAGAACCGCUUACGCUUCACUUCAUUUGGUAUUACAAAUUCUGCUUAUCCAAAAUGACAUUGCUACUAUUUAAGAAACCCACCAGUCUCACAUCGCUAGUGAAUUCCCAUUUCAUCUUAAUGGUGUCUAGUCUUUGCACAAAGGCUUCCGCUAUUGUUGAUAAGACAGUUGCCACACCUACGACAGCAUCAGUUGAUAACAGACGAAAACCUUCAGCAAAUUACUCUAGUAAUAUUCAUCUUUCCCCAUUAUUCAGCCAUGGAAGAUCGUGUUUGGAACGUUAUGAUAUUGAGCUUGUGGAUGAUGAUGCGUGGCAAAUUUCAUCAGGUUUAGCUCAUGCCUACAAAGGGCUAGAUGGGGAAAUGGAAGCAGAGUCUCAGUCUGCUACUGAAGUAUCUAAUGAGCAGGAUCAUUAUGCAGAAUCUUUGAAGGGUGACUCUGAUUUUGAUGAGAUUGACAAUAUGAGAAUUCGAGGCAAUCUUUUUUAUAAGCUUGACCGGGACUCCAAGGAGUUCGAAGAGUACAAUUUUGAAUUUCACAGGAAGAAGUCCUCAAAGAGAAACGAUGGUCUUAAGGGAAAGGAAAAGAAGGAAUCUUCAAAGAAGUAUGAUAUCAAUAAAGAAAUCAAAAAGAAGGAACACCCAAGUUGUGGUUCAGCUUUUGAAGUAAAAAACCUUCCACAGAUAGUGAAGAACGAAAGAGUCUAUUCUGUGCUUAUUGAUAAUAUGGAUGGCUCUGGCAGUGUUGGGAAAAAUAAGGUCAGAACUCCAACUUUCAAUCAGCUCACUGCUCCUUACCAUGAACCAUUUUGUUUGGACAUUUUCAUAUCAAAAGCCUCUGUCCGUGCCUGCAUUAUUCACCGGGUUACAAGCAAGGUGGUGGCUGUGGCACAUUCUAUAUCUAAAGAUAUAAAAUUUGAUCUGCCCUCAACAAGGAAUGCAGCCGCUUGUGAUGCUGUAGGAACAAUUCUAGCACAAAGGGCUUUGGCAGAUGACAUUCACAAUGUGUUUUACACACCAAGAAAAGGUGAGAAAUUGGAGGGCAAGCUUCAGAUUGUGCUUCAGUCUAUCAUAGAUAAUGGCAUUAAUGUGAAGGUGAAGCUUAAGCAAAGGAAGCCUCAGAAGGCUAGACUCCCACCUGGUGCUUAGGCAUUAUUGCCUAAUUGGCCGUAUGGACUAUCGUGCCUCCUUAUUUACCUGGCUGUGUAUACAGCCGCCUCAUUCAUCUACUAGCCUUGCACUAUGGCCAUGGUAAUUUGUUGCAAGAACAGCAUCUUUGAUGCUAAAAAAUGGAAUUAUUUCAGUUUCAGAGACAAUCCUACUUCAAAAGCACGACGUUUUAGGAAUUGCACGAGUCUUUCUAAUCAUUUCAAUUCAAACCAUGGAGAUUUUCUUUUACCAGCCAGUUAAUUUGAGUGAUGUGUUGUGUUGCAAUGGAAUUAGACUGUCUGUUCAGCUGGGAAAUCACAUCAUCAUGAAAAAAUUGCAAGCUUUCAGAAUAUUUCCGUUUCCAGUUCACAUUGCUUGUGAUAACAGAAACUGAGCCAGUCGACUAUAGAAUGCUUUGUUACUCGUGAAGUAGAAAGAAUGAUCAUGCAAAAUGUCUUGUGUAAUUACAGUAUGUAAUUGUGACGCAAAAAUGCUUAAAUAAGUAUUAAGAUCUUUUUGCCAUUUAUAUUUA
Manihot esculenta (cassava) is the source of this 2098-nucleotide messenger RNA. RefSeq lists its product as uncharacterized. Gene Ontology annotation, cellular component: ribosome. Bases 472 to 1566 code for a protein of 364 amino acids. NCBI's taxonomy places the organism in Eukaryota, Viridiplantae, Streptophyta, Magnoliopsida, Malpighiales, Euphorbiaceae. Gene Ontology annotation, molecular function: structural constituent of ribosome; 5S rRNA binding. Gene Ontology annotation, biological process: translation. The transcript has a single exon. The record is from RefSeq and is a predicted model, not a curated record.